AUGAUUCAUUUGAGAAUACAUCAAGGAAGUUUCCAUACAGAAAUAGAGGACAGCGAUGACGAUGAAGAAACCAGAGAAUAUAAAACUCUACUAAAGAGGAAAUCAAAGUAUAUUGAACGUUACACAGAAGAAAUCAAACGAAGAGAAGUAAUAUAUGCAAAGCAUAGAAAAGCACAAAAAAGACUCUCAGAGAUAUUUAAGGUGACAAAAUCCAGCGAACGAUUUAACUCUACCACCGUUCCUUCAUCAGAAAUUGAAGAGCGCUAUGCCAAGUACGUUGCCGAGCACAAAGAAUUGAGAGAUGAAAUGGAGGAGCUUCGAAAAAAGAAUGCAUAUCAAUUGAAUGAAAUGAGGAUUAGGCUGGAAGAACGAGAAACGAACGCUGAAGAGCUGCAAAACUCAUUCCGAGAGUUUAAAAGAAGUAUGGCUUUAAGUGCAGUAGACAGCCGAACUGGGAAAAAGAUUCCAAAAACUUCAAUCAACAAGUACAUUGAAAAGGAUGAACAAAAAGACGGGCAUAUAAGAGAAAUUAGAACGACGUACAUUGAACUGAAGAACAGCAAGGAAAGCUUAGAGAAGCUGAUCAAAAGCAGAGAGGAGUUUUCUGAAGGUCUUCAUUUAAUGGACUAUGAGCAACUUAAGAUGGAGAAUUCCACACUGAUGGAAAAACUUCGAGAAAAGAGAGACAGCUUGAAAAAAGCCAGAGAAAAGCAAACAACUACUGUUCAUAUUUUGACACAUGUGAAAGAAAAACUGCAGUAUGUCCAAACAGAAAACUCAGACCUGCAAAGAAAGCUGGAAAAACUUAAUGAAGAGAUGACAGAUCACAAAGACAUGCUCACAAGAAUCAAAAAAGAUAGAGACGCUCUUAAAAAACAAAAUUUAGAUAUGCGUGAGAAAGAACCACUCGUAGGAAACGAUUCUCUUUUGUUGGACUUUCAGAGUCGAAAAGACGAGCUCGAACAGCUUAAAGAGCAAGUGGUAGAUCUUAAAAACACGUACCACAAAUUAAUUUUGAAAACUAAAAGCUAUAACAAGCAAGCUGAAGCGUUCGAGAGGAAAGUGGUACCUAAACCAACCAUUACAUUACCAGAAUUGAACAAGCGCCUUUAUUAA
Molecule: messenger RNA, 1116 nt
Organism: Naegleria lovaniensis
Lineage: Eukaryota; Heterolobosea; Eutetramitea; Acrasida; Naegleriidae
Exons: 1
Coding region: 1-1116 (371 amino acids)
Biological process (GO): cilium assembly
Cellular component (GO): ciliary basal body; axoneme
Source: RefSeq, a predicted model, not a curated record